Molecule: messenger RNA, 411 nt
Organism: Linnemannia hyalina
Lineage: Eukaryota; Fungi; Mortierellomycota; Mortierellomycetes; Mortierellales; Mortierellaceae
Source: the annotation of a GenBank genome assembly
AUGACCAGCAAGAUCACCAGCACCUACAACGAGACCAUGGGAGGCGCCAAGGAGAAGCUCGGCCACGCCACCCACAACCAGCACUUGGCCGGAUCCGGAGCCGCCCAGAAGGCCGAGGGCCAAGUCCAGCAGCAGAACCAUAAGGCCCAGACCCACGGACUCGGACACAACGUCCAAGGCGGUACUCAGAUGGCCCCCGGUACUCAGAUGGCUUCCGGUAAUCAGACGGCUCCUGGUACUCAUAUGGCUCCUGGUACUCAAAUGGCUUCCGGUAAUCAGACGGCUCAUGGUACUCAGAUGGCUCCUGGUACUCAGAUGGCUCCCGGUACCGGCAUCAACGACCAGUCCCUCAACGCCCGCGGACACGGACACGGCAACAAUCCCCUCAGUGACGUCCAGCGCAACUACUAA